Molecule: messenger RNA, 450 nt
Organism: Charadrius vociferus (killdeer)
Lineage: Eukaryota; Metazoa; Chordata; Aves; Charadriiformes; Charadriidae
Gene: GLOD5
Product: glyoxalase domain containing 5
Exons: 3
Coding region: 1-450 (149 amino acids)
Source: RefSeq, a predicted model, not a curated record
AUGUCCUGGAAGGACGACUGUAUGAAUCCACCCCCAUGUUUCAUCCAGCGCCUGGACCACCUUGUGUUGACUGUGAAGAGCAUUGAGGACACUGUGGCCUUUUAUUCCAAAGUCCUGGGCAUGGAGGUGGUGACUUUCAAGGGAAAUCGCAAAGCUUUACGUUUUGGCAACCAGAAGUUUAACCUGCAUGAGGCUGGGAAGGAGUUUGAACCCAAGGCUCGGUGGCCGGUCCCCGGCUCUGCAGACAUCUGCCUUAUCACACAGGUCCCCCUGGACCAGCUGCUGGAUCAUCUGAAGGCCUGUGGGGUGAUCAUUGAAGAAGGUCCCGUGGCCAGAACUGGUGCUGUGGGUCCAAUAACAUCCAUCUACUUCCGAGACCCUGAUGAGAACCUGAUUGAGGUUUCCAGGUACAGCACAGAUGUGACUGCAGUCAACAGAGGGGAACCCUAA